CGCAAAUUAGCGGUGGCAUCAUCAGCAGGCUGAGGCGACGUGACUUCUUUCGUCUCUUAGGUCUCUCAGAUGCCAAAGGAGACUUGUUGAGUGAAGAAAAAUACAAAAAUACUGCCUUCACUGUAGAAUGCAUUACUCUGGAGGAUACCUGAAGUCUUUGGCCGUGAAUAUAGACCAGCUUCAUCAGAUUCAGCGAUAAUGGGCACCUCAACAUUCAGGGGAUGAUACACUUUGAGUGCACUAUGCCUUCAGUCGCCUUCCAGGAUCUCUUCUUGAACAUCUAUAUGGUCAUCUUCGGCACCGGAAUAUCCGUCUUCAUCUUGAGUCUGAUCAUUUGCUGCUGCUUCAUAAGUAAAUUGCGACAACAAGCCCACUGCGAGAGCUUUGGCUACAAAGUGGUUGUAUUCCAAGGUGAAACAAAGCAACUGAAUAUUGUGGGGCAAACAUGUGCUGUAUGUUUGGAGGACUACAGGAUAAAAGAUGAGCUCGGGAUGUUGCCAUGUCAACAUGGAUUUCACAAAAGGUGUCUGGUGAAGUGGCUGGAGGUGCGCUCCGUUUGUCCCAUGUGCAACAAACCACUUGCUGCCCCUGCGGAGCAGCUUGCCAGCAUACUGGAUGAGUUGGUGUAAAUACCUGCCAUGACCAUCUGCUUUAACGGACUACUGACCAUUUUUGCAAGGGGCAUUUUUAGCUUUUUUAAGGCCAACAUGAUACUGCAGUUCUGAAAUGUUCAGCAGACAUUCAGAGCUGGCUGGAAAAAUAGUUCCAUCUAUUGGUUUGGACUUACUGUUCUGAGACAAUUGAGAUUCUGUUCUGCUUGUGAGCUGGGUUGGCUUUUGACCUGAACAUGUUAAAGACACAAAAAGCUGGCAUUUUGGCCUGCUGUCAGUACUAUAUUUAAAUCCAAACCAUUUUUUUUCCAGCUAGGUUUCUCAAACCCAGGACUGCAUAUCAACUGUGUUCCACAGUUUUGUGAGAAAGCCCACUGCAUUUUAUUAACAGGUUUAAGGAGCUGAAUUUCAUUUCCAUGAGAUCACAGGUCUGCUCCACUAGUCUAUGUGCUUAACAGAAUAACACUGCACAGGCAUUAACAUCUGUGGGAGAAAACAGUGCAUAAAAAAAAGAAAAGAAAAAAACUAAACUUUUUCCUGGUUGGUUUCUUGAAUUACAAACAAUGUCAAACACCAAGAGUUUGAUUUGCAAAAGAGCAUUGAGACAAAUCAUCUCAUCCUGCUAGAACUACUGCUGAAUCUCUUUUUAAAGUAUAGUGCUGUUAACACUGUUCACGCUGCUCCCUACUGGAUAACAGGAAGAACUGCAAUAGCACACCAGCACACCUGAAAUCAAGAUUUAAUAAUAUUUGCUCCCAGAAAACUUAGAGAACAGGAAUGAUGUUUUGUGGUUUGAAGGCUUUUAGAAACCUAAACCACUUGAAGAAAUAUACUGUGAUCAAUUUAAAGACAGUCAUACAAAAUAAUCUCGUAUAAGGAAUCUUGUUCCAACUUUAAUAUUUACUUUGUUAAACAAAUGUACUCGCUGUUAAUACAGAAAACGAUGCCAUGAUACAUGGAACAAGUAUUUCUUAAGGAGAGAAACUGCUUAGAAAAUAAUAAUAAAAAAAAUGGGGGGAAACCAAAAGAA
This is a messenger RNA of Colossoma macropomum (tambaqui), 1641 nucleotides long. RefSeq names its product RING finger protein 122. Bases 222 to 629 code for a protein of 135 amino acids. The record is from RefSeq and is a predicted model, not a curated record. The transcript is spliced from 6 exons. NCBI's taxonomy places the organism in Eukaryota, Metazoa, Chordata, Actinopteri, Characiformes, Serrasalmidae.